Symbiodinium necroappetens is the source of this 699-nucleotide messenger RNA. NCBI's taxonomy places the organism in Eukaryota, Dinophyceae, Suessiales, Symbiodiniaceae. The record is from the annotation of a GenBank genome assembly.
AUGACCAACGCCAACUGGUCGGAGCCAACAGAUCUGAUUAUCGAGCAGAUCGAAAUUGGUCCGAUGCAAAACUACACCUACAUCAUUGGCUCGCGUGAAACCCGUGAGGUAGCCAUCGUUGACCCUGCCUGGGACAUUGAUGCGCUGACCAAACAUCUGGCAGAAAAGGACUACACGCUGAAAGCUGCACUUGCGACUCACUACCACCCAGAUCACGUUGGUGGCUCGUUCAGCGGCCAUAAUGUUGAAGGGAUUGCCGAACUGAUGGCUAUCAAUCCGGUUAAAGUCUAUUGCCAUAAAGCAGAGGCAGACGGCAUUAAAAAGGUCACUGAAAUUUCCGACAGCGACAUGGUGCGGGUGGACAGUGGUGACACUUUGAAGCUGGGCAACAUAGAAGUUGAGUUUCUACAUACUCCAGGGCACACACCGGGCAGCCAGUGCUUUCGAAUUAAAAAUACGCUGGUUUCAGGUGACACGUUGUUUAUUAACGGCUGCGGUCGCGUUGACCUGCCGGGGUCAAAUACCGACGACAUGUAUCACAGCCUGCGCAAGCUUGCGGACCUGCCGGACGACACGCUAUUGCUGCCUGGACACAAUUACGGCCACGUACCAAACGCCACCAUGGGUGAAACCAAGGGCAUGAACGUGCACCUGCGUAUCGACAACAUAGAGACUUGGCACGACAUCAUGGGGCACUAG